GAGACAGAGCGUGAUCUACGCGGACCAUGGCGUUGCACAGCUCUGUGUUUGUGUGACAGGUUAGCAUCUGAAGAACACCUCCGGACACACGCGGCGCAGGAAUUAGGAUGGGGUCCAGAAUCAAGGAGAAUCCUGAGUCGACCUUUGAGGUGUUUCUGGAGGUGGCCCAUCCAGGCACACACAGCUCUGUGCCGGAGGUGCGGAGACAAUACCCUGAAGACUACACAGACCAGGAAACUCUUCUGACGGUGCCCAGGUUCUGCUUCCCCUUCAGCAUGGACAGUCUGACAGUGAGCCAGGUGGGACAGAACUUCACAUUUGUGCUGACGGACAUAGAGAGCAAACAGAGAUUUGGCUUCUGUCGCCUCUCCUCAGGGGCCCAAACCUGCUACUGCAUUCUCAGCUACCUGCCGUGGUUUGAAGUCUUCUACAAGCUGCUGAAUAUCGUCGCAGAUUACACCAUCAAAGGCCAGGAGAGCCAAUGGCAGGAGUUCCUGGUGUCUCUACAUACGCUCCCCAUCCCAGAGCCUGGGGUCCCUGUUCAUCUCGGUGUGCAUUCCUUCUUCACUGUGCCUGACGCGAGGGAACUCCCCAGCAUACCUGAGAAUAGAAACCUAACAGAGUACUUUGUAGCAGUAGAUGUCAAUAACAUGCUUCAUCUGUACGCUAGUAUGCUUUAUGAACGCCGAAUCCUCAUCUGCUGUAGCAAACUAAGCACUUUAACAGCGUGUGUCCAUGGGUCGACGGCCAUGUUGUUUCCAAUGCACUGGCAGCAUGUUUACAUCCCUGUCCUGCCGCCACAUCUCUUGGACUACUGCUGUGCCCCAAUGCCCUACCUCAUCGGAGUCCAUUCCAGCCUGAUGGAGAAAGUCCGAGGGCUGGCUCUGGAUGAUGUGGUGAUCCUGAACGUGGACACAAACACCCUGGAAACCCCCUACGAUGACCUCCAAAGCCUGCCCAAUGAUGUGGUGUCAUCUUUAAAGAGCCGGUUGAGGAAGGUCUCAACGACCACAGGUGACGGCGUGGCUCGAGCGUUCCUCAGGAGUCAGGCGGCUCUGUUCGGGAGCUACAGAGACGCCCUGCACAUCCAGCCGGAAGAGCAAAUAACAUUUAACGAGGAAACCUUUGUGAGCCAUCGUUCCAGUGCCAUGAGACAGUUCCUGCAGAAUGCCAUCCAGCUGCAGCUCUUCAAACAGUUUAUUGACGGCCGGUUGGACCUGCUGAACUCAGGAGAAGGUUUCAGUGACAUCUUUGAGGAGGAAAUCAGCCUGGGUGAAUACGCAGGAAGUGACAAGACCUACCACCAGUGGCUGUUCACUGUGAAGAAAGGAGGCGGAGCUAUCUUCAACACAGUGAAGACGAGGGCCAACCCUGCCAUGAAGACCGUUUAUAAGUUUGCGAAGGACCACGCCAAAAUGCGUAUAAAGGAGGUGAAGAGCAGGCUGAAGCAGAAGGAGCAGGCAGAGAACGGCUUCUCCACAGUGGGGUCAGUGGUGAUCGAUGACGAGAGCCCGGCAGUCAAGAGGGAGGGGCCGAUGAGCUCACUGGACGACCAGAAGCCAAUCACGGUGCAUUUUGGGCAGGCUCGGCCAACGAUGAUGUUGAAGAGGCCGAGCAGCAACGUGAGUCUGGAGAGCGGCGGGGACCACUCUCUCCGUCCUACCCGUCACUACACAGUCUUUCUCUCCGAGGAUUCGUCCGGAGACGAGCUCCAGUACGACGAAGACUCCAUCUCUGGCUUUCCUGACAGCUUUCUCUUCUCCGUCCCUUUCGAGUGGUCGCCUCUGCCUCAGCCGUACCGCUCCCUGAAGGAGGCCGAGUUGUUAGAAGGAGCAGAGAGUCACACCGCCCCCCCCAGCCCAGUUAAUGAGAAGUUCUCCAACGUCACCCUGCUGGGAGAUAUCUUCGGCUGCCAGGACGAGCCCGACAUCCAACACAUCACUUUAGCCAAAAGUCUGGAGGACCUGAGGACUCCCAAAGACUCUGAGGAGCUGCAACAAGCCAAGUUCACCUACCAGCGGAUGGACCUGAGUGUGGGCGAACACUCCCGAACUCUUCCAGGUCUCAAACUCUCCAACCCUUACAACAAGCUGUGGAGUGUGGAGCAGGACGUCUGCGUGCCCCCCCUCUCCGACAGACCUCCAUCCGUCCAACUUCCCUCGCAGAUGGAAAUCCACUCUCUUAGCCCGAGUCCAUGCCUUGACACCUUGGAUCCUUCCACCUCCGGGAACAUCACCAUCCCUCGUCCUCAAGGUCGAAAAACGCCAGAGCUCGGUGGUGUGUUAGCGCCCCCUGCGACGCAAAUACGCUCCAAACCAGCAGAAGGAGGUGAAGGAGGGACGUCUUCUUCAGGAGGGCAGGAGUUCAGGCAGGCCCUGAGCAUGAGCACCGAUGGAGACCUGAUGAAGUCCUCCGUGGACAGCAUAGAUCUGAUGAGCCUUCUGGACCCCCUCAUCAGCAGCUCAGCACCCAGCCCCCCCUCUUCCAGCAAACCAACACUACCACCCAGGUCUUACCCUCAGGGCUUGCCUCCAUUCCCGAUGCACCCUCACAUGUCCCUCAACCCUUUCUCCCACUCUCUGCAGAACACACAGAUACGUUUCCCACUCACUGUAGGAGGGAAUCCAUUCAACGCAGCCUACGGGCAUCAAGCAGGCUCUUACUUACACACUCAGCCCCAGUCCUUUUCUACACUACCAGGACUGUACAGACAGAAUUCCCCCAGCUAUGGACUGCAGCACUCAGCCUUCCCUUCCUCUCGGCCGCUUUUCUCUGCCAGCAAUCACGCUCUGUCCAGUUUAGCCGACUCUUCUGUCCCCAGUGCAGCCAUGAACUUACAGGAGAAGCCGCUCUGUGCUGAUUCAGACUCCCAGAAGACUCAGGAUCUGUUCGGGGAUCUGCUGACUAUGCCCAAGCCAGAUAAACCCCCCAAAAAGAAGGUGGAAGAUCUUCGGAGGAGGUGGGAAACAUUUGAUUGAAUAUGUACUGAGUCACUACCUAAACUCUCCUCACUACUGACUCCAGACCUUCUAUUGCGUUCAGCUCUAAAACAUGCAACACUUACACUGUUUUUGUAAACAUUAUCUUUAUCGUGUCGCAUCAUUUCUCUGCACGCUAACAUUGAAGGUUCUUUGUUGGCUUUAUUCAAACUCGGAUGAAAUGACUCAACCACUUCCAGUUCUCUUGUCGUUUCCCUUCAACACCUUUUUGCUUGGAUGUCUAAAAUAAGGUCUGUGGUUAACACAAGUGUAAUGUUUGAUUCUAGGAGAUCAAAUACAUCAGAAAACACCCCACUGGUGAAUGUCAGACGCCUCCAUGUGUCGUAAACAUAAUAUAAACAGUGGUUGCCAACAAGUGACUAAAUGAGAUGAUUUAAUGUCAUCAUCAUGCAGAACAUUAGCCGCCUUUAGCUUAGCGUGGUGACCUUAAGCCUAACAUUAGUUCUGUACUUCUGCCGACUGCAUUUAUGCUUCAACAAUCAUAGAAGUAGUUUAAAUAUGUGGAGGUUUUCCUGCUGAACAAAACAUGUAGGUAUUAUAAACGUGUGUUUGCCACAGAGCUUAUUUUCUUUCCAAAACACAUUGGAAAGAUCCCAUUGCUUUUCGUGAAGGGAAACGGGGAGAUGCUAACUUCAGGGUCUGCCUCCAAAAAUACAUCACUACACCACUCUAUUACCGCCAUGAGCCACAAAUCAAGACUGAAAUCUCAAAGAGCUUUUAUUACCAAAACACAGUUUAUAAGUGGAACAUGAAUUCACAUCCACACAUAUUUAUUUAUGACUUUUGUUGUACGCUUUUUCAACGUGAUUUUCGACUUUUGUUGUGUGUCAAACUAUCCGAGUUAAAGAACCAGUUACUGCGACAGAAGGUCCUGAUUCAGUAUGUGGGACCCCUACAUACACACACACACACACACGCACGCACACACACACGCACACACACACA
This is a messenger RNA of Trematomus bernacchii (emerald rockcod), 3944 nucleotides long. It is a transcript of the gene dennd1a, whose product is annotated as DENN/MADD domain containing 1A. Gene Ontology annotation, molecular function: phosphatidylinositol phosphate binding; guanyl-nucleotide exchange factor activity. Gene Ontology annotation, biological process: endocytosis; endocytic recycling. The record is from RefSeq and is a predicted model, not a curated record. Lineage: Eukaryota; Metazoa; Chordata; Actinopteri; Perciformes; Nototheniidae. Gene Ontology annotation, cellular component: cytosol; clathrin-coated vesicle.